UUUAUUGAAAGGAUUACACUAUUUAAACCACUGAGCCAGAGUCCGUCAAAAACUGUCAAAGAGGAAGACAAGGAGAAUGCACCAACCAAGAAAACUGUUCUGAAGCCAUCUUCUACUGAUGAGAAGAAGAUCACCAACUCGGAUAUCUACAUUCGAGAGAUCUCUAGAAGAAUUCUGCAAUCAGUUUA
Molecule: messenger RNA, 188 nt
Organism: Caenorhabditis elegans
Lineage: Eukaryota; Metazoa; Nematoda; Chromadorea; Rhabditida; Rhabditidae
Source: the annotation of a RefSeq genome assembly